AUGGCAGACGAGAUUGCGGCCGAUGUUGCGAUGGGUCGCAUGGAAGGUCCCUUUGAGGUUGGUUUGCUUGCUCCUUCGCGUUCGCAGCGCCAAGUCGGGUCCGAUGGGAAGGACAAGAUCCGCCGCGCAGAGGACUGGCGCAGCUCUGGGGCGAACGACACUGUGGGAGUACCUGACACUCCUGCGUACCAUGGAAUCGAUGCCUUUGUGCACCUUGCUAGGGCAGUUAGAAGCAGCUCGCAUCCUCGUCAAGGAGGGCUUCGGCUGUGGGGGCUGGACCAUGAAGCUGCGUAUCGUCAACUACCUGUUGAGGACCCGAGCCACACAUUUGUCGUCCUUAACACGCCGCAGGGGCCCACGUUGUGGAAACACAACGUGCUUCUGUUCGGCAGCACUGCCAGCGUGUGGGGAUAUUGCAGAGUGGCAGACUUGAUGACGUGGAUGCCACGCUGUAUGCUGCUCUCCCCGAACCUCCACUUCGUCGACGACUUCGGCUCGGUGGAGACCCAGCGCCUGGCACACAGUUGCUUCCGAACGACACAGACGCUCUGUGCAGCUUUAGGCCUUAAAUUUAAGGACAGCAAGAAGCAGCCACCGGCCCAGCAACACCAGCUUCAGGGAGUCAGCCUCUCGCUAGGGGACCUGGAGGCGACCGUGGCCAUCACACCGGAACGUGCCCGCCGCAUCGACAACCAGUUGAAGGAGAUCCUCCUGAACAACCGCCUGGCUCCCAGGGAAGCGUCGUCGUUGGCUGGAAAGCUGCAGUUUGUUUCGCAGUCAUUGUUCGGCCAAGCGAGCGCGGCGGCUCUGCGACCAAUCUACAAACGAGCACGAGGGGCCUGCUUUCGCUCCGAGUCAGCAGACUGGCAGCUAACAGAGGGUCUCAAAGAAGCCUUGGAGUUCCUGAGAUUGCGACUGCGUGACAGCAAGCCACGGGUGGUUCGCUAUGAGGUUGCAGAGCGCGCAGUGAUCUACGCAGAUGCUUUCUUCGAGUUGGAGGGCAAGCGCUUCAAGCCGUCAGAGAUCGAGGACGUGCCUUCUUGGGGAAAUAAGCCGCCGGCAGCAUUCACCAACGGAUGGGGGUUUGUUGCCAGAGUAGGAGAGCGGACGUUCUUUGCUGCUGGAUCGGUACCGUUUUGGUUUGCUCGUCAUUUCGCUUCCAAGAGAUCCUAUAUCUACAUGCUUGAGAUCAUUGCGCAAAUCGUUCCGCUCAUUGUGCUCAGUGAGGUGGUGCCGCCCCACUUGCUGUUGUUCAUUGACAACGAACCUGCCAGACAUGCGUUGACAAAAGGUUUUGGCAACUGCCGGAAUCUGAACAAACUUCUGCAGGUCGCUUGGUCGUUCACCGAGAAGAACGGCUGGUGGCCAGUGUGGCAGCGUGUGGCCAGUUCUGCCAAUGCGAGUGACGGGGUUAGCCGCUUUGACUUCUCGCUAGCGCGUGAGCAGAAUUGGGAGUGGUGUGAGAGCGAUUACGAUGCGAUCUUCCAUCGGCUUCUGAGUGCUGUGAAUGCUUUUCCGUUUCAAGGGCUCUAG
Symbiodinium sp. CCMP2592 is the source of this 1533-nucleotide messenger RNA. The record is from the annotation of a GenBank genome assembly. Lineage: Eukaryota; Dinophyceae; Suessiales; Symbiodiniaceae.